CCAAUCAGAGGGCGAAUAACAGUCAAACCCGGAAGUUGUCAUCGCUUGCAGAGCAGUAUUCCCGCGAAGAUUGAGACCUCAUAGUGGAUGAUAGUGCUUUCUCUGGAGUCUCAUCACCAUGAGCAAGAGGAAAGUGAAGGAUGCUCACAUGCCAGUAGGAGAAUGCAUCACACAGGUCCAGGAGGUUUUCAGGGAGCGGUUUUGCUGUCAGAAGCUACCUGAACGGCCGGAGGGAGUGGAAUCUCAACACAAGCACCUUCUGGAGCUGCUGAAGCGGACUGCUGUCCACGGGGAGAGUAACUCGGUGCUAAUUGUCGGGCCCAGGGGAGCAGGAAAAACAAUGCUCCUGAAGUGUGUGUUGAGAGACCUCCUGGAGGAAAAAGAAGUGCAGAAAAACCUGCUGCAAGUUCAUCUCAACGGCCUCCUACAGACUGAUGACAGAAUAGCGCUGAAAGAAAUAACACGGCAACUCAACUUGGAAAAUGUAGUUGGUGACAAAGUGUUUGGCAGUUUUGCAGAGACCCUAGGCUUCCUGCUGGAGGCGCUAAAGAAAGGUGAUCGCAGCAGCAGCCGCCCUGUUUUGUUCGUCCUCGAUGAGUUCGACCUGUUCGCCCACCACAAGAACCAAACGCUUCUCUACAACCUGUUUGAUGUCUCCCAGUCAGCCCAGGCUCCCAUCGCUGUGGUGGGCGUCACCUGCAGACUGGAUGUUCUGGAGCUGUUGGAGAAGAGAGUGAAGUCCCGGUUCUCGCAUCGUCAGAUCCACCUGCUCAGCAGUCUGACGUUUCCUCAGUAUGCCGAGCGAGUUCGGACCCAGCUCAGCCUGCCGGACGACUUCCCUGACGACAAGUUCGCUCAGGACUGGAACGCUAGUGUGAAGAAUUUGUGUGAAGAUAAAUCAGUUGAAGAAGUUUUGCAGAGACACUUCAACUCCAGCAAAGACUACCGUAUGAUGCACAUGCUGCUGAUGUUGUGUCUGAGUCGUGUGUCCGUAGCCAAACCCAACAUCAAACCUGCAGAUGUGCUGGAGGCUAGCAAAAUGUGUUUCACUGACGCCAAGGCGAACAUGCUGCACGGUUUGUCCAUCUUGGAGCUGUGCCUCAUCAUCGCCAUGAAGCACCUCAACGACGUCUACGAGGGAGAGCCGUUCAACCUGCAGAUGGUUCACAAUGAGUUUAAAAAGUUUCUGCACAGAAAAUCGAGCUCCAUGUACAACUUCGAGCAGCCAGUCAUCAUGAAGGCCUUCGAGCACCUACAGCAGCUGGAGCUGAUCCGACCCGUCGACAGCUCCUCGGCCAAAACUCAGAGGGAGUACCAGCUGAUGAGACUCAUGCUAGACCACAGUCAGAUCAUGGAGGCCCUGCAGAAGUACCCACAAUGCCCCACUGACGUCAAGCAGUGGGCCAUGUCGGCGUUCGGCUAGGACUGUGUGUGCACUGGGACUAUUUACAAGUUUUGUCUGCUGUUUUCUUUGUCAGCGCUUCAACAACAUCACUGGAACUUCAGUUUGUUGCAGAAAAACACAGACCAUGUUGAGAAGUGGAUCUACAACUACUGCUCGAAUCAAGAGCCAAAACUAAACCUGUCUACAGUAUGUCACUGUUAAAUCUGAAAUAGUGGUGUAUUUGUUUCUCUCUAAGUUAACAGAUUAUAAAGACACUUGUGGAGUUGUAAUGCAAUAAAAAUGAGUUUUGUACAA
Messenger RNA from Labrus mixtus (cuckoo wrasse), 1699 nucleotides. It is a transcript of the gene orc4, whose product is annotated as origin recognition complex, subunit 4. NCBI's taxonomy places the organism in Eukaryota, Metazoa, Chordata, Actinopteri, Labriformes, Labridae. Gene Ontology annotation, biological process: DNA replication initiation; DNA replication. The transcript has 14 exons. Gene Ontology annotation, molecular function: DNA replication origin binding; ATP hydrolysis activity. The coding region runs from base 119 to 1423 and encodes 434 amino acids. Gene Ontology annotation, cellular component: nuclear origin of replication recognition complex; nucleus. The record is from RefSeq and is a predicted model, not a curated record.